AUGGCUUCGGAAGAGAAGCGCAUCGAAGACGAACUGUCGUACCCGAUUUUGCUGUCGGAGCGGGUCCGGUCCGCCGUGGACGAGGCCGAGUCGUUCAAGCUCGAGUGCUCCGAGGUCGGCAAGCAGGUGGAUCGCCUCUCGCAAAUGCUCCGAACCGUCGUCCGCUUCGCCACGACGGCGCCGUUUUUGUACGAGCGCCCAAUUCGGCGCAUCGUCGCCGAGGUCUCCAAGAAUCUCGAGCGAGCCCUAACCCUGGUCCGCAAGUGCAAGCGCCAGAGCGUCCUACGACGUGUCGUGACGAUCACCAGCGCCACCGACUUCCGCAAGCUCUUCAACUUCCUCGAGUCUUCCGUCGGAGACAUGAAGUGGCUGCUCAGCAUAUUCGACCCGGACUCCGGGGGCAAUAACGGAAUUGUGCUCUCCCUCGCCCCGAUUGCCAGCAACGACCCGAUUCUCUCGUGGGUUUGGUCCUUCAUCGCCACUAUUCAAAUGGGUCAGUUGCCGGAUCGUGUUGAGGCUGCGAACGAGCUCGCUUCCCUGGCCCAAGACAACGACCGGAACAAGAAGAUUAUCGUCGACGAAGGUGGGGUCUCGCCGCUACUGAAGCUCUUGAAAGAGGGCUCGUCGCCGGAUGCCCAAAUUGCGGCGGCGACGGCGCUCUAUAAUCUGGCCAGUGAUCAGGAGAAAGUGAGGACCAUUGUGAAUGAGGUUGGGGUGCCCGCUAUUGUGCAGGUUCUAGGCGACUCGCCGAUGAAGGUUCAGAGUCGAGUGGCGACCUUGGUGGCGAGAAUGGCGGAGCAUGACAGUGUUGCCCAAGAGGAUUUCGCCAGAGAGAAUGUGAUCAGGCCGCUGGUGACGCUGUUGUCGUUUGAGACUUUCGUGGAGGAUCGGAAGAUUGAAUCGGGUAAGCAAAGCAUUCACUCUCUAGUUCAGAUUAACAAGGAAAUGGAGAAGAGCACAUUAGCAAAAUCCAAUCCCAGUAGCAAUAGUCGUGAGAGUAAUUUUAGACCUUACUCGAAUUCGUAUUCAAGUUCUUCGUAUACUUAUUAUGCUGAGGGGAGUAAUCGUGGGGGACAUAAUCAUAGGAAGGAGAGGGAGAAUGAGAAGCCCCAUGUCAAGCUUCAGCUGAAAGUUAGUUGUGCAGAGGCUUUGUGGAUGCUUGCUAGAGGUAGUGUUUCGAAUAGUAGGAGGAUAACUGAGACGAAAGGUUUGCUUUGCUUGGCUAAGUUGGUGGAGAAGGAACAGGGUGAGUUGCAAUUCAAUUGUUUGAUGACUAUAAUGGAGAUAACAGCUGCGGCUGAAUCCAAUGCUGACCUUAGGAGAGCGGCAUUUAAGACCAAUUCACCAGCUGCUAAGGCGGUUGUGGAUCAGCUCUUGAGGCUGAUCAAAGAUGUGGAUAGCCCGACAUUGCAAAUUCCUGCUAUAAAAUCAGUUGGUUCGUUGGCUAGGACAUUCCCUGCUAGGGAGACCUGGGUCAUUGGUCCCCUAGUGACUCAACUUAGCCACAAAAAUCUAGACAUGGCAACCGAAGCAGCAAUUUCACUUGGGAAAUUUGCUUCUCCAGAUAAUUUUCUCUGUAUGGAGCAUUCAAAGACGAUUAUUGAGUUCAAUGCUAUCCCACCUCUGAUGAAACUGCUAAGAGGCAAUGAACACUCACAGUUGCAUGGACUGAUUCUCCUAUGCUACCUUGCAUUACACUCUGGCAAUACUGACGAUUUGGAACCGACUAGGGUGUUGACUGCUCUUGAAGGAGCAGACCGUAGUGUGCUGCCUCAACAUCCCGAGUUGAGAGAAUUGGUGGCGAAGGCAAUAUAUCACCUCAAUCUGUACCACACUGGAGGUCAUUCUCAAAGGCUGACAUACGUGCCUUGA
Molecule: messenger RNA, 1872 nt
Organism: Prunus armeniaca (apricot)
Lineage: Eukaryota; Viridiplantae; Streptophyta; Magnoliopsida; Rosales; Rosaceae
Source: the annotation of a GenBank genome assembly